Messenger RNA from Kluyveromyces marxianus DMKU3-1042, 1008 nucleotides. RefSeq names its product ubiquitin-protein ligase peroxin 12 (gene PEX12). Gene Ontology annotation, biological process: protein monoubiquitination; protein import into peroxisome matrix. Gene Ontology annotation, molecular function: protein binding; zinc ion binding; ubiquitin-protein transferase activity. The transcript has a single exon. Lineage: Eukaryota; Fungi; Ascomycota; Saccharomycetes; Saccharomycetales; Saccharomycetaceae. Bases 1 to 1008 code for a protein of 335 amino acids. The record is from RefSeq and is a predicted model, not a curated record. Gene Ontology annotation, cellular component: peroxisomal importomer complex; peroxisomal membrane.
AUGGAUUUCUACUCAAAUCUCCCGGUAAAUUUACAGCAACCGACCCUUUUCGAGAUCCUAUCCGUAAAUGAGGUCAAAAAGCUCAUCAAACCAACGUUAAGGUACAUAUUCUCCUUAUAUUUGCAACAUAGGGGAACAGGGAGAUGGCUGUUGAAGAUUUUCAACAAGUUUGAUUUACUCAUACUACUCCUAAAAUCCCUUCUUGAGUACAGACAUUGCAAAGCGACAGGUGCUACCAUAUUAGACAAGUUUUAUGGAUUGAAAAGGGUUUCAAGGUUUGAUCACCUAACGUUUCUUGGAGUGUGGAUAAACGACUGCUUGUCCGAAUACAUCAAUGAUAUAUGCGAGCAGUAUCACGAAAAAUUACAAUCUAUGAAACUUACAAACUUGAAAUUGAAUAAUUGGCAGCAAUGGUUCGAUCUGUACUUCCCCAAGGUACAACAAGCGAUCAAGGUGAUCAAUUUCUGUUUUAAGUUAAAGUACUUGCGCGACUCAAAGCAUUCGGAUUUAGUACAAUUCGCCACUCAGACCAGAUAUGAGCGCUAUUCGGAACCAGAUGAAGUGGAAAGCAAGGUACCCGCGGUAUCUGAUAUAGUACAGCGUCGUCGUAAGAGAACGAAUAUGCCUAGAAUAUUAGAAAUAGUGAAGAAAUCCGUUGAUAAAACAUUCUCCAUGUUUUUGGAUAAACUGUUCCCGAGCUUUUUAGUCAUGAUCAGAAUAUUACAGAUCAUUAACCAAAGGCCUGAACUCUUCAAACAGGACGUUCGCAUCAAAAAACCUAAACCACCUGUGUUACCAAGCAAGAAGGGAUCCGAUAAGGAUGUGGACAAGGCAAAUGCUACAACAGAAAAUUGUCCAUUGUGUGGGGAAAAAAUAAAAGAUCCUGCUAUGAUAUCUUCGGGCUAUAUCGCGGAUUUGAAAUGUGCUGAAGAAUGGGUUCGCACCGAGACUACUUGUUUCAUAACUGGCAUAGAGAUCAAUAAAACUAUUCGUAAGUUGUUAAUAUAA